Salvia splendens (bonfire salvia) is the source of this 2382-nucleotide messenger RNA. RefSeq names its product putative receptor-like protein kinase At3g47110. Gene Ontology annotation, molecular function: protein kinase activity; ATP binding; protein binding. The coding region runs from base 1 to 2382 and encodes 793 amino acids. The transcript is spliced from 2 exons. The record is from RefSeq and is a predicted model, not a curated record. NCBI's taxonomy places the organism in Eukaryota, Viridiplantae, Streptophyta, Magnoliopsida, Lamiales, Lamiaceae. Gene Ontology annotation, biological process: protein phosphorylation.
AUGACAGGUGAACUACCAGAAGAGCUUUCGAAUUUGGCAUCACUGAGUUCGCUCGCUGCAGGAAGAAAUUCCUUAUCCGGUGAUAUCCCACCUCGCAUCUUCAACAUAUCAACCUUGCAAAUAUUAGACCUUUCAUUCAAUCAGUUUUCCGGUACCCUUCCUUCAAACACGGGGCUGUCACUUCCCAAUCUCGAACACCUCGGUUUACAGUUAAACAAACUCAGCGGCCCCAUUCCUGCCUCUAUCAACAACGCUUCUCAGCUUGGUGAAUUGAUAUUGCAAGUAAAUUCAUUCACCGGCCCCAUUCCCAGUUUAGCUAGUUUAAGGUUCCUAACCUUGUUUGUACUCAGCCAAAAUAACUUGAGCGCAACCCCGGAAAUGGAAUUUCUCUCUUCAUUAACUAAUUCCAACUAUCUGGAGGUUAUUGACAUAGCAGUAAAUCCGCUCCUGGGUUGUGUUCUACCUUACUCCAUUGCGAAUCUAUCCCAAUCUCUCGAGUUUUUCCUUGCGCACGGCACAAGUAUCGGAGGUGCCAUUCCUUCUCAAAUAGGAAACUUGACCAAUUUGAUAGGUUUAGAGCUAAGUGAGAAUCAGUUGAGUGGAUCAAUUCCGGCAACAAUAGGAAAUUUGAAGAAACUUGGGAAAUUAGACAUCGAUGUUAAUAAGUUGCAAGGAUCUAUCCCUCUCGAGCUUUGUCAGAUGAGUGAUUUGGCGGAGUUCUACAUGAGCAACAACGAGCUCGAAGGUCCAAUACCUGAAUGUUUGGGUGUAAUGCGAUCCCUCAGGAUGAUUGACUUUGCCUCAAAUAAAUUGAAUUCCAUCAUCCCUUCCAUUUUUUGGAAUCUCAAAGACCUCGUCUAUCUUAACUUGUCCUCAAACUAUAUGAGUGGUCAGAUCUCAUCUCAGGUUGGAAACUUGAAGGUAAUCAACCAAAUAGAUUUCUCCUUUAAUCUAUUUUCUGGUCAUAUUCCCACCUCCAUCGAUCGUUGCCAAUCAUUAGAAAAUCUCAUUUUGUCAAACAAUAAAUUUGGUGGAUCCAUCCCUCAAUCGCUGGGAAAUAUGAAAGCUCUGACAAAACUAGAUUUAUCUAAUAACAGUUUUACUGGAUUGAUUCCCAAAUCUUUACAAGAGCUCAAAUUCUUGAAGUACUUCAAUGCUUCUUACAACAAAUUGGAAGGGGAAAUUCCAAAUGGGGGCUGUUUUUCCAACUUUACUGCUCUAUCAUUUGUGCACAACUCAGCUCUUUGCGGUCCAGCAAGAUUUGAAGUGCCGCCUUGUCCAGAGAUCGAUGGAGGAUCAAACUCAAAGAGUGUUGCUCGAUUAAUGAAGUACAUUUUGCCUCCUCUACUUUCAGCUAUUGCAAUAGUGAUCAUUGUAGUUAUUCUCAUAAGACGAUGGAAGCAUGUAAAAGUGAGAAUUCCAGUUUCGACUUCGUUAGGUAAUCCUUGGAGAAUAAUCUCUUACCUUGAACUGUCGCGAGCAACAAAUUCCUUUAGUGAGACGAAUCUACUUGGGAGAGGAAGCUUUGGUUCAGUGUUUAGAGGGAUAUUUGAUGAUGGACUGACUUUUGCGGUGAAAGUGUUUAAUAUCGAGUUGGAAGGAGGUAACAAGAGCUUCGAAACUGAAAGUAGAAUAAUAAGCAACAUUCGACACAGGAACUUAGUUCGAGUUAUCGGUUGUUGUACCAACAUGGAAUUCAAGGCUUUGAUUCUUCAGUUCAUGCCAAAUGGAAGCUUGGAGAAAUGGUUAUACUCCGAUAACUAUUGUGGAGAUAUUCUACAGUUAUUAAACAUCUCAAUUGAUGUUGCUUUAGCUCUGGAGUACCUUCAUCACGGUAAUACUUUCCCCAUUGUGCAUUGCGAUAUAAAGCCGGGCAACGUGUUGCUCGAUGAAGAUAUGACUGCUCGUGUUGCUGAUUUUGGUAUUGCGAAGCUCUUUGAGGAAGGGGAGGCCAUGGUCCACACCAAAACACUUGCUACAAUCGGCUAUGCAGCACCAGAGUACGGGUCGGAAGGGAAAGUAUCCACAAGUGUCGAUGUAUACAGUUUCGGGAUAAUGAUGUUAGAGAUGUUCACCAGAAAGAAGCCGACAGAUGACAUGUUCGACGGGGAGAAGAGCUUGAAGGAGUGGGUGAGUGAAGCAUUGCAAGCAAAUGAAAUUAGUCAGGUGUUUGCCCCUGCUUUGCUUCCAGCACGAGAUCGACAUUUCGAUAAGAAGAUGAUUGGGAUAACAUCUGUGUUUGAAUUAGCAAUGAAAUGUUUAGCCAUUUCGCCCGACGAAAGAAUCAACAUGAUUGAAGCAGCAGCCACACUAAAGAAGAUCAAAGAAACAGUUGAAACAAGAGUGACAAGGAGUCAACAACAUGCAAUUACCAUCACUUGA